AUGGUCACGUCCGCAGCGGGGCUGCUUCUGCUGCCCGUGCUAAUGUGCCUCCAGCAGCGCGUUAGCGUCCACGGUACUCAGACAGAAUGUGAAGCCAACCAGUUUCAGUGUGGCAACGGCCGCUGCAUCCCGUCCGUGUGGCAGUGUGACCGAGACGAGGACUGCAGCGACGGCAGCGACGAGAGCUCCUGUGUCAGAAAGACCUGUGCUGAGGUGGACUUUGUGUGCCGAAAUGGCCAGUGUGUGCCCAAACGCUGGCACUGUGAUGGUGAACCUGACUGUGAGGAUGGCUCCGACGAGAGCUUGGAAAUCUGCCACACGCGGACAUGUCGUGUGAAUGAGUUCAGCUGCGGAGCAGGAACCACCCAGUGUAUCCCCGUCUUCUGGAAAUGCGACGGAGAAAAGGACUGUGACAACGGGGAGGACGAGGUGGGCUGUGAUAACGUGACCUGCGCCCUGAACGAGUUCACGUGUGCCAGCGGCCGCUGCAUCUCCCAGAACUUUGUGUGCAACAAUGAGGACGACUGUGGCGAUGCGUCGGACGAGGUGGACUGUGCUCCGUCCUCCUGUGGGCCCAGCGAGUUCCAGUGUGGGAACUCCUCGUGUAUCCCGGCCAGCUGGGUCUGCGACGAUGACGUGGAUUGUCAGUGCUCACCCAGUGAGAUGCAAUGCCGGUCAGGAGAGUGCAUUCACAAAAAGUGGAGGUGUGACGGAGACCCCGACUGCAAAGACGGCAGCGAUGAGGCAAACUGCCCGGUGCGUACCUGUGGAGCCGAUCAGUUCAAAUGUGAGGAUGGAAGCUGCAUCCUGGGCAGCAGACAGUGUAACGGCAUCAGGGACUGCGCAGACGGAUCAGACGAAGUCGGCUGCAAAAACGGUUUGUACCGCUCUGUGAACGGCUCUAUAGAACUGACUCAGUGCAACGGGCCAGAGAAGUUCAAGUGUCGCAGCGGGGAAUGCAUUGAAAUGAGCAAAGUGUGCAACAAGGCCCGGGACUGUCCCGACUGGAGCGACGAGCCCAUCAAGGAAUGCAACAUCAAUGAAUGUAUGAACCCUGGAAUCUGCAGUCAGAUCUGCAUUAACCUGAAGGGCGGGUACAAGUGUGAAUGUCACAACGGUUACCAGAUGGAUCCAGCUACUGGCGUCUGUAAGGCUGUUGGUAAGGAGCCCUGCCUGAUCUUUACCAACCGCCGAGAUAUUCGCCGUCUGGGUCUGGAGAGGAAGGAGUACACUCAGAUUGUGGAGCAACAGAGGAACACUGUGGCUCUGGAUGCUGACUUCAACCAGCAGAUGAUUUUCUGGGCUGACCUGGGUCAGAAGGCCAUAUUUAGCACUGCCCUGGAUAAACGUGGUGAUGUUGGAAUGCACAAGAAGCUAAUAGACAACAUCCAAACUCCUGUGGGGAUCGCAGUGGACUGGAUCUACAAGAACUUUUACUGGUCUGACCUGGGAACCAAAACGAUCUCUGUGGCCAACUUUAAUGGCACCAAGCAGAAGGUUCUAUUCAACAGAAGCCUGAAGGAACCUGCUUCCAUUGCUGUGGAUCCACUGUCUGGGUUUCUGUACUGGUCAGACUGGGGAGAACCAGCUAAGAUUGAGAAGUCUGGCAUGAAUGGAGUGGACAGACAGGUUCUGGUAGCAACAGACAUUCAGUGGCCCAAUGGCAUCACGCUGGAUCUGAUCAAAGGCAGGUUGUACUGGGUGGACUCGAAGCUGCACAUGCUCUGUAGCGUUGACCUGAGUGGAGACAACAGGAAGAAGGUGCUGCAGUCUUCAGAUUACCUGGCCCAUCCCUUUGCUGUCACGGUUUUUGAGGACCGAGUCUUCUGGACAGACGGUGAAAACCAAGCCAUCUACGGCGCUAACAAGUUCACCGGCUCUGACGUGGUGACGCUGGCCAGCAACCUGAACGACCCCCAGGACAUCAUCGUGUACCACGAGCUGAUUCAGCUCUCUGGAACCAACUGGUGCACGGAGCGGGGAGAAAACGGAGGCUGCAGCUACAUGUGUCUGCCGGCACCACAGAUCAACAAGCACUCGCCCAAAUACACCUGCAUGUGUCCAGAGGGUCAGGAGCUGGCCUCUGACGGCCUGCGCUGCAGACCAGGUGAGGCCUGGUACUGA
Menidia menidia (Atlantic silverside) is the source of this 2124-nucleotide messenger RNA. NCBI's taxonomy places the organism in Eukaryota, Metazoa, Chordata, Actinopteri, Atheriniformes, Atherinopsidae. The record is from the annotation of a GenBank genome assembly.